Molecule: messenger RNA, 303 nt
Organism: Prorocentrum cordatum
Lineage: Eukaryota; Dinophyceae; Prorocentrales; Prorocentraceae
Source: the annotation of a GenBank genome assembly
AUGCAUCUGAACACUGUUCGGCGCGCAGUGAGCAUCGUUGCUGACUGCAGGGUCGGCUACCAGCAGGCGGGCAUGGAUUCCAUGAUGGCAGAGUUUUCCGACGUCAGGCGGCCACCCAUGAAUUUUGACAUCUGCAAGUCCGCCACUGCGAAGAAUCCGCUUGCGCUCAAACUACCAGCCUCCGACGACGAGCAUGAUGAGAAUUCGGCCUGGGGCGUGCUGAACAGCAAGAGGGCUGUGCUGGUCGUGUACCCCGACAAGGCCGUCCUGCUGGAUCUGAUCUGCGCCCCAGCUGCCAUAUGA